CCCCAGCACACACUCACACACACGCGCGCACACACGCACACACCUCUUGCCUCUCCAGCUUUGAAAAUGGAGGCCGACGCCGCCGACAGCCAGCCCCAGCGCGCCUCGGGUUCCCGACUCCGCCGAGCCUCGGGCUGCGGGAGCCGGCUCUGAGGGCUCGCCCGCCCCGUCCGCGCCUUCGCCCCGGCUUGUGCAAGGGGCGCGAAGACUGAGUUUGAGACUUUUUUUCUCCCGCCUCCUUUCGUUUCCUCCCCCCCCCGCUCGUUUUUUUUUUCUCUUUCUGUUUUAUUCCCCCCCCCCCAUUUUUUUCUUUUUUUGAGAAAGGGGAAUAUUUCAAGUUAGAGGAAUGAAGGCUGGCUUCGGAGGAGGGUCUUGGACCUCGCUCUGGGGGCUCCUGCUUGUCGCCGUCGCACUCCUGCUCUGGCCGACGAGUGGAGAAAUCUGCGGGCCGGGCAUCGACAUCCGCAAUGACUUCCAGCAGCUGAAGCGCCUGGAGAACUGCACGGUGAUCGAGGGCUUCCUGCACAUCCUGCUCAUCUCCAAGGCCGAGGACUACCGCAACUACCGCUUCCCCAAGCUCACCGUCAUCACCGAGUACCUGCUGCUCUUCCGGGUGGCCGGCCUCGAGAGCCUGGGGGACCUCUUCCCGAACCUCACGGUCAUCCGCGGCUGGAAGCUCUUCUACAACUAUGCCCUGGUCAUCUUCGAGAUGACUAACCUUAAGGACAUAGGGCUGCAUAACCUGAGGAACAUCACCCGGGGCGCCAUCAGGAUCGAGAAGAACGCCGACCUCUGCUUCCUCUCCACGGUGGACUGGUCGCUCAUCCUGGACGCCGUGCCCAACAACUACAUUGUGGGGAACAAGCCCCCGAAGGAGUGUGGGGACCUGUGCCCCGGGGUCCUGGAGGGGAAGCCAACAUGUGAGAAGACCGCCAUCAAUAACGAGUACAACUACCGCUGCUGGACUGCCAACCGCUGCCAGAAAAUGUGCCCAAGCUCGUGCGGGAAGCGAGCCUGCUCGGACAACAACGAAUGCUGCCACCCUGAGUGCCUGGGCAGCUGCUAUGCACCCGAUGACAACACUGCCUGCGUCGCCUGCCUCCACUACUAUCAUGAUGGCACCUGUGUGACAAGCUGCCCGCCCAACACCUACCGAUUUGAGGGCUGGCGCUGCGUGGACCGCGACUUCUGCGCCAACAUCCUCAGCGUCGACGAAGGCGAGGGCUUCGUCAUCCAUGACGGCGAGUGCAUGCAGGAGUGCCCCUCGGGGUUCAUCCGCAACGGCAGCCAGAGCAUGUUCUGCGUCCCUUGCGAAGGUCCUUGCCCCAAGGUCUGUGAGGAAGACAAGAAAACAAAGACCAUUGAUUCUGUAAAUUCUGCUCAAAUGCUCCAAGGCUGCACCAUCUUCAAGGGCAAUUUGCUCAUUAAUAUCCGACGAGGCAAUAACAUUGCCUCAGAGCUGGAGAGCUUCAUGGGGCUCAUCGAGGUGGUUACGGGCUAUGUGAAGAUAAGCCACUCGCACGCCUUGGUCUCCUUGUCCUUCCUGAAGAAUCUCCGCCUGAUUCUCGGAGAGGAGCAGCUGGAAGGAAACUACUCCUUCUAUGUCCUGGACAACCAGAACCUACAGCAGCUCUGGGACUGGGAACACCGCAACCUGACCAUCAAAACUGGGAAGAUGUACUUCGCCUUCAAUCCCAAACUCUGCGUGUCUGAAAUUUACCGCAUGGAGGACGUGACAGGAACUAAAGGGCGCCAGAGCAAAGGCGACAUUAACACCCGGAACAAUGGAGAGAGAGCCUCCUGUGAGAGUGACAUCCUGCACUUCACCAACACUGCCACUGGUAAGAACCGCAUCAUUCUCACCUGGCACCGCUACCGGCCCCCGGACUACAGGGAUCUCAUCAGCUUCACCGUCUACUACAAGGAGGCACCCCAUAAAAACGUGACGGAAUAUGAUGGGCAGGACGCCUGUGGCUCCAACAGCUGGAACAUGGUGGACGUGGACCUCCCCCCUGACAAGGACACAGAGCCCGGCAUCCUACUGCAGGGGCUGAAGCCCUGGACUCAGUAUGCCAUCUAUGUCAAAGCCGUGACCCUCACCAUGGUGGAAAACGACCACAUCCGUGGGGCCAAGAGUGACAUCUUAUACGUUCGCACCAAUGCUUCAGUUCCUUCCGUCCCCCUGGAUAUUCUUUCGGCAUCGAACUCCUCUUCUCAGCUGAUCGUGAAGUGGAGCGCCCCCUCCCUGCCCAAUGGCAACCUGAGCUACUACAUCGUGAGAUGGCAGCAGCAGCCUCAGGACGCCUACCUGUACCGACACAAUUACUGCUCCAAAGAAGAUAAAAUUCCCGUGAGGAAGUACGCAGAUGGCAUGAUCGACUUUGAAGAAGUAACCGAGAAUCCCAAGAUGGAGGUGUGCGGUGGGGAGAAGGGGCCGUGCUGUGCCUGCCCCAAAACCGAAGCCGAGAAGCAGGCUGAGAAAGAGGAGGCGGAGUACCGCAAAGUGUUUGAGAACUUCCUGCACAACUCCAUCUUCGUGCCCAGGCCCGAGAGAAAGCGAAGGGACGUCGUGCACAUGACAGAUAUGGCCUCGUCCGGCCGAGGCAGGAACACCACGGCGGAGAACUCCUACAACACCACGGACCCCGACGAGCCGGAGACGGAUUUCCCUUUCUUUGAGAGCAGAGUGGACAGGGAGAUAACAGUGAUAUCCAACCUCCGCCCGUUCACUUCCUACCGCAUCGACAUUCACAGUUGUAACCACGAGGCCGAGAAACUGGGGUGCAGCGCCUCCAACUUUGUCUUUGCAAGAACCAAACCUGCAGAAGGAGCAGAUGACAUUCCCGGCCCAGUGACCUGGGAAGCACAGCCUGAAAACUCCGUCUUUCUAAAGUGGCCAGAACCUGAGAAUCCCAACGGAUUGAUCCUGAUGUAUGAGAUCAAAUACGGUUCUCUAAUGGAGGACCAGCGGGAGUGUAUAUCCAGACAGCACUACCGGAAGUACGGGGGAAUCAAACUGAACCGGCUAAACCCCGGCAACUACACAGCCCGGAUUCAGGCCACGUCUCUCUCUGGGAACGGGUCAUGGACUGAUCCUGUGUUCUUCUAUGUCCCAGACAAAGCUGCCGACGAAGGCUACUCGCACCUGACGGUCGUGCUGCCCGUGGCCAUCGUGUUCGUCGUGGGAGGGCUGCUGGUCUUCCUGUACAUCCUGCACAGGAAGCGUACCAGAAUGGGCAACGGCGUGCUCUAUGCCUCUGUGAACCCGGAGUACUUCAGCGCAGCUGAUGUGUAUAUCCCUGAUGAGUGGGAGGUCGCACGCGAUAAGAUCACCAUGAACCGAGAGCUGGGGCAGGGCUCCUUCGGGAUGGUCUACGAAGGUGUCGCCAAAGGCGUGGUCAAGGAUGAGCCCGAGACCAGGGUGGCCAUCAAGACUGUGAACGAGGCUGCCAGCAUGCGGGAAAGGAUUGAAUUUCUCAAUGAGGCUUCCGUCAUGAAGGAGUUCAAUUGUCACCACGUGGUGCGGUUGCUGGGUGUGGUGUCUCAGGGCCAGCCAACACUGGUCAUCAUGGAGCUGAUGACACGAGGAGACCUCAAAAGCUAUCUCAGGUCUCUGCGACCGGAAAUAGAGAACAACCCAGCCUUUGCCCCCCCGAGCCUGAGCAAGAUGAUCCAGAUGGCGGGCGAGAUCGCAGAUGGCAUGGCGUACCUCAACGCCAACAAGUUCGUCCACAGAGACCUGGCUGCUCGGAACUGCAUGGUGGCCGAGGACUUCACCGUCAAGAUCGGAGACUUUGGCAUGACACGAGACAUCUACGAGACUGACUAUUACCGCAAAGGAGGGAAGGGCCUGCUGCCCGUGCGCUGGAUGUCCCCCGAGUCCCUCAAGGAUGGAGUCUUCACUACCCACUCUGAUGUCUGGUCCUUCGGAGUCGUGCUCUGGGAGAUUGCUACGCUGGCCGAGCAGCCAUACCAGGGUUUCUCCAACGAGCAGGUCCUGCGUUUUGUCAUGGAGGGUGGCCUACUGGACAAGCCGGACAACUGCCCCGACAUGCUGUUUGAGCUGAUGCGCAUGUGCUGGCAGUACAACCCCAAGAUGCGGCCUUCCUUCCUGGAUAUCCUUGGAAGCGUCAAGGACGAGCUCGAGCCCGGCUUCCGUGAGGUCUCCUUCUACUACAGCGACGACAACAAGGCGCCUGAGGCUGAGGCCGAGGCCGAGGCCCUGGCCCUGGCCCAGGCCCAAGCCCAGGCCGAGGCCGAGGUCGAGGACGAGGACGACGAGCUGGAGCUGGAGCCCGAAGACAUGGAGAGCGUGCCCCUGGACCCCUCUGCCGCCGCCGCCGCCGCCGUGGCCGCCCUCGGCAUACCGCUGCCCGACCGACACAAGCCCGAGAACGGGCCGGGGCUGGGGGCCAUGGUCCUCUGCGCCAGCUGCGAGGAGCAGCGGCGACGGCCCUACUCGCACAUGAAUGGGGGCCGCACCGAUGAGCGGGCCCUGCCGCUGCCCCAGUCCUCCACCUGCUGAUGGGGCCAGGUCCCGUCCCAGCGUGGCAGGUGCAUGCCUGCCGCGGUGGGGCGGGGCGGAGAGCGCCGGCAGCCGGCACGCAGGCCUCCUGCACCUCAGUGGGCAGGACUGUGCUGCUGCGCUCCGGAGGCGCUUCUCCACACUAAACAAACGUUUGGGAUGUUCCUUUUUUCUAUAUGCAACCAGCUUUUUAUUUCCCCACCCAAACCCUUAACUGACACGGGCCUUUAAGAAACUUAGUGACGACAGCACGUCAUAGCAACAGAUCACUUGAGAACCAAGCCCCUCGCUUCCCUCUGUCGCCUCUCUUUUUCUCCUCCUCUCUCUCUUCUCGUGCGUUCUCGCUCUUUCUCUGCUUCAUCAUGGAAAAGCCUGGCUGGGAAGCCCUUGUUGCGGGAUUGAGGCUGUGGCAGUCCCAGGGUCCCCAGGGGCCCAGGUAAUAGCCUGGGUGCACCUGCUGGACACUGUAGGUCAGCAUCCGAAUUCGCUGAGACAGUCAUUAACUGCAUCUGUAACCUUCACGGGGGCAUCGGAAAGUUCUGAAAGGGCCAUCGUCCAUUCAUGGUGGUUCACCAUUUCUAUGCUGCCAAAUUUUGCCAAAACCCUCCCGGGUCUCCUCGUCACCCCUCUCCGGAGGCACGGGACCAGAGCCCCCAGCCAAGGUCGUGCCCCUGCCCAUGUGCCUCCCUCGUCUCCAGCCUUCCACACAGGUUUGCUUUUGGGGACCAGGUUGUUCAUCUGAGGGAAGUGGACAAAAUGGGGCCUUCCCCCCUCACACAGCCACACAGCUGGGGAGAGGCUGUUCCAGCUCCUUGCCCCUUCACUUAGGUGUCUGCCUGCCUUUGCUGGAAGAAGUGGUCUGAGAGAGGCUGGAGGACAGGUGGGCCCCACGCCCCCUGCUGAGCCCACUGGGCACCUGCAGGGUUGCCAGCCGGGGCCGCACGGUCCAGCAGGACUCCCAGGGGCUGGCCUCAGGCCUUCUCAGCUCUGUCCACCCGAGCUGUUACUGGGACUUUCUCAUGGCUCUUACAGUUCUAUGUUAGACCAUGAAACAUUUGCAUACGCAUCACCUUUAGUGUCACUUUUAUAACUUUUUUACGGUUCAGAUAUUCAUCUAUACGUCUGUACAGAAAAAAAGAAGCUGCUAUUUUUUUUGGUUCUUUAUCUUUGUGGAUUUACUCUAUGAACUCUUCAGGUCUGCCCUUCCCUCUCUGCUCACUCCAAGAAACUCCUUACGCUUUGUAAAGGAGUGCGGGACUCUCUUUCCUUCCCCAGUAACAGUUCUUAGAAUGCCAUCUGCUAGGAGCUGUUGGACAUCUUUGCUUAAAGCCCUCCCCGGCCCACAGGCUCCCAUGUGCUCCAGGCUCAGGAGAGAGUGGCAGGAGGACCGGGCAGCUGUGGGCCUCACCCACCUGCCUCCUGCCCGGCCUCCCCUGGCGCAAGGUUGGAGCCUGUUCCGGUGCAGGAUGUGACGCAACCUCAGGUCAGAACAUCCGGCCGAGUGUCCCGCACAGCUUGGGGCCCUGGCUGCCCGCUCUCCCUCUCCUCGCUUCGCUUUGUGGCACACACAUGCUUGUUUUUUUCUUCUUGAAUUCUUGGGUACAACAGCAGUUUCCACUGCACACACUAGGCAUUUGGGUUGCUAUUUCCUUGAGCGGCUGCCUAAUCCUUCCGUGCCGUCUGUAACGGCAGCAGAGUCCAAAGGCACAGAAGGGCAGGGGCCAGUGAGUCCCUUCGCCGCCCCCAACAGGCCCAGUGCGAUGCCUGCCCCCGCCUCCGGGCUGUGCCAGAGGCAGUGGCCUUGGGUGUGGGCAGCCCACGGCCAGCUCUGCUGUCUACAGUGCGAGGGCAAGGCAGCGUGAAGCCCUUGCUGGCUUCCAGGGGACCAGACACCUGGCGCUGGCCAGGAAGGCGGAGCCUGGGGUGGGCGAGGUUGCCACCCAAAUGAUUCCAGCACACAAGAGUUGCUUCUGGGAUGGCGCUGUUGACAUUCAGAGUGAGAACAAAGCGAAAAGAGGCCACUGGCUGGUUGAGAAAGGAAGUCAAAUCUUUUGUGCUGGCCAGCAGUUUCCGUCUCUUUCCUUGCCAGCCGCCGAUCUGCGGUGUUUUCCUGAGAAAGAGGUGCGUUGGGGAGGUGGAGGCACGGGCGCUUGCUCAGGAUACGUUCUGUGAUGCCUGUUAACAUGGCCGAGAAGGCCCCUGGAGGCAAAGGAGAGGGGCGCGCGUGCGCACACACGCGUGCGGGACAGGACGGUUCCUGGUGUUUGUUUCUUUGCAAGCGUUUAUCUACCUCACUCUUAUUUUUUUAUAUG
This is a messenger RNA of Ochotona curzoniae (black-lipped pika), 6837 nucleotides long. RefSeq names its product insulin like growth factor 1 receptor (gene IGF1R). NCBI's taxonomy places the organism in Eukaryota, Metazoa, Chordata, Mammalia, Lagomorpha, Ochotonidae. Gene Ontology annotation, cellular component: axon; insulin receptor complex; membrane. The coding region runs from base 347 to 4525 and encodes 1392 amino acids. The transcript has 21 exons. Gene Ontology annotation, biological process: positive regulation of kinase activity; regulation of JNK cascade; insulin-like growth factor receptor signaling pathway. Gene Ontology annotation, molecular function: ATP binding; insulin receptor substrate binding; insulin receptor activity. The record is from RefSeq and is a predicted model, not a curated record.